GGUCAUCAUGGGCUAGGAUAUCGAAGCCGGACAGAUCGUACAUUUUGUUAACGAUUAUAGGAAUUUGAAAGCCUAAUUUCUUGAUCAUGUUAAGGAGAAGUGCACCUUUUGCUGGGGGAAGAAAUGCAGUUGUAAGCUGGAGUUUUUUGAGACGAUGUAUCGGAGCUGGCUCCACACACGACCUUCACUCAAGAUCAAUGAACACAGCAAGAAGCUAUGACAUUGCUAUCGUUGGAGGGGGAAUCAUUGGAUUGGCAACAGCACAACGUCUUAUAACAUUGUAUCCAAACCUUACAUUUUGUGUUUUAGAGAAGGAAAAACAGUUAUCAACCCAUCAGACUGGCCAUAACAGUGGAGUAGUGCAUUGUGGUAUAUAUUACAAGCCGGGAACGCUGAAAGCAAAACUGUGUGUAGAGGGUUUAGAUUUGACUUACAAAUACUGUGAUGAAAAUGGCAUACCCUACAAGAAAUGUGGAAAGCUAAUCGUUGCAGUAGAGGACAAAGAAAUCCCAUURUUGAAUAACCUUUUUGAUAGAGGAAAGAUGAAUGGUGUCAGGGACUUGACMAUGGUCGACAAGAAAGGCAUCAAAGAAAUUGAACCAAACUGUGAGGGUAUGUUUGCGAUAGUCUCUCCCAAUACAGGCAUUGUAGACUGGGCUCAAGUCAGUAAUUCUUAUGGAGAAAACUUUAAGAAAGCUGGAGGAGAUAUUUACACUAGUUACCAUGUCAAUGAUUUUAGCUGUGCCACAGAAAGCAGCAGAUCACAAAGCAAAGAAGAAGGUUUAACACAUCCAGUAACAAUCCAUGGCAAAGAUGUGCCAGCAAUCAACUGUCGUUACGUCAUCACGUGUGGUGGUCUGUACUCGGAUCGUUUGGCUGAGAAAUCAGGGUGUAGUAGAGUGCCRCGAAUCGUCCCUUUUCGUGGUGACUACCUCGUCCUAAAACCCGAYAAGUCAAACUUAGUGAACGGCAAUAUAUACCCUGUUCCCGAUCCCAACUUCCCAUUUCUAGGUGUUCACUUYACUCCUCGUAUGGAUGGUAGUGUAUGGCUAGGACCCAAUGCUGUCUUGGCGUUUGCUCGUGAGGGGUACAAGUUAUGGAAUGUUAACUUACGAGAUCUUGGUGAUGCGCUUGCCUUUAGAGGGCUACGUAAACURAUGUACAAGUACUUCACGUUUGGCGUAGGAGAAUACUACCGUGGGAUUUACAUAGCUGCACAAGUGAAGCAAUUACAGAAAUAUGUACCUAAACUCACAGCUAACGAUGUUAUAAGGGGUCCUUCGGGUGUUCGUGCCCAGGCUCUAGACGUGGAUGGUAAUCUUGUGGAUGAUUUUGUAUUUGAUGGUGGAGUGGGUGAUCUUGGUAGUCGUAUGUUGCACGUCAGAAAUGCACCMUCGCCUGCUGCUACGUCAUCACUUGCUAUCGCGAAGAUGGUGGCAGAAGAAGCGACACAAAGAUUUCACUUGUGAAAUUAUAAAAAGAAACUGUUUUUAUAGUUGGACAUAGAUAUAAAGUAGUAGUUGGACAUAGAUAUAAAGUGGUAGUUGGACAUAGAUAUUAUGUAGAGUCAUGUAUUUCACUUACACAUAAACGCGCAGAUUUCGAACUGACCACACGUAUCCGGAUUGAAAAUUGAAAAAAAUUAUCCGCCGAAGACAAAUUAAUUAUCUUAAAACAGUUUCCUUCGGAACUAGCUUCAGAAUGUUUCUAAUUAUACUCAACUAUCACAAUAUAACCUUUGAAUUGAGGUGAAACAAGAAUUAAAUUAUGAAUCUUAGGAGCCGAAAUACUCGAUGAUGCACGUAAAUUGACCAACUGUAUUAGGUAUGAAAUAGAAUCAAUAAAAAAAACAUCUAUAACGUGUAAAAA
Molecule: messenger RNA, 1869 nt
Organism: Exaiptasia diaphana
Lineage: Eukaryota; Metazoa; Cnidaria; Anthozoa; Actiniaria; Aiptasiidae
Product: L-2-hydroxyglutarate dehydrogenase, mitochondrial
Exons: 11
Coding region: 87-1469 (460 amino acids)
Molecular function (GO): (S)-2-hydroxy-acid oxidase activity; (S)-2-hydroxyglutarate dehydrogenase activity
Source: RefSeq, a predicted model, not a curated record